AUGGAGGAGGCAAUGAAAUUUUCUAAUGACUAUGCACCAGAGCAUUUAAUAUUGCAUAUUGAAGAAGCUGACAAAUGGAUUGAUAAAGUGGAAAAUGCUGGUAGUGUUUUUAUUGGUACCUAUUCACCAGAAAGUUGUGGUGAUUAUGCAUCAGGCACUAAUCAUACAUUGCCAACUUAUGGAUAUGCUAAAAUGUAUUCAGGAGUCAACACUUUGACAUUUGUAAAACACAUUACAUCUCAAAAGUUGACAAAAGAAGGUUUAGAUAUGCUAGGCGACACUGUUAUGAGAUUAGCUGAAGUUGAAGGGUUGGAAGCUCAUAGAAAUGCU
Entrophospora sp. SA101 is the source of this 330-nucleotide messenger RNA. The record is from the annotation of a GenBank genome assembly. NCBI's taxonomy places the organism in Eukaryota, Fungi, Glomeromycota, Glomeromycetes, Entrophosporales, Entrophosporaceae.